Messenger RNA from Mya arenaria, 4734 nucleotides. RefSeq lists its product as uncharacterized. Bases 133 to 4734 code for a protein of 1533 amino acids. The transcript is spliced from 8 exons. The record is from RefSeq and is a predicted model, not a curated record. NCBI's taxonomy places the organism in Eukaryota, Metazoa, Mollusca, Bivalvia, Myida, Myidae.
GUAAUAUGUUAGCACAAUCUUACCGGAGAUCGCCAUUCAGCUACGAUGUACACGAGUUAUGUUUAAGGCCGGCAAAUGAACGAUUCAAGUGUUUUAUUUAGAUUACCUGAUUCUGUAAAAUGCUUCUAAAAGAUGGCGGCAUAUAGGACAUUCGCAAGCCCAGAGUCCCAAAACUGGCUAAAACAGUGGAGGGCCGUCUUCAUUACGAGGAAAGCCAUCCUGCCUUCUGUCACGUCAAAGUCUUGCAAUCUGCAUUAUGAUAUUCUCCAGACGGCAUCGAAUGAGCAGUCUUGUUCAUCAGACCAUGGUCAUAUAUCUGACCGGAAACAAAUACCUUGUCGAUUUCAUGAAAAACUUCGAAAUGAAAUCAUAUCCAUACACACAAGAAAGAAACCUUCAUGGGGAAACGCUUCGACUGACACAUGGCGAGACUCGUUUCCUAUCGCCAAGUUAUUCAUGCAGUCAGCUGGAUAUGAUGAUAAAACUUCAUUUGAUGAAAUUGACUUCAACGGACUUGCAGCCUUUAUGUUUAACUGCGGGAAAUACACACCCACUGUGAAAACACUAUCUGACGAGACUCGGAAGUACGUGAACAAGAUCCGGCAUAUGCCAGACUUAUGCGCAAGUGCUCUGACAGACCAGGCCACCACUGAGUGUAUAGACAGCAUGCUUGCGUUGCUGAACGACCCAGAUUUUCAGGGAGAUCCAGAAAUACUGGAAGCAAUCAAACAGCUAGAUGAGUUGAAGACCAAAUCUAUAGAUCCCAACUCGGAAUUGCUGAAAUAUAUUAUUGAAGAUACUACAAUCAGAGGCAUUCAAGAAAUAAAUGAACUUGCUUCUGCUAAAGAAGGCAAAUACAGCGAACACGCAAGUGAGAUAAAGGGUGACAUUGAGAAACUCAGCGAUAUGUUAAUGUCCAGUAUAAACGAACAAGGUGAGAGUGUCAUUAACGAUAUAACAAAAACAUUUGAGAGGGCAAAACGCGAAAUGAGCGAAUUUAUUGGAUGUGAACAACAAAAGAUAAUGAACGAAAGAGGGGAACAAAGGGAGGCCAAAUUAACAAAAGCAAAGUCAGAUUUACACCAACAAUUGCUCAAUCAUUACCAGGCAACGUCUGUCCGAUUGAACAUCCGAUUGGACAUCGACGCAGCCAUAGAAGACAUUUAUGAAAAGCCCAAACUUAUAUUGAAGAACAAUAAAGACAAAGAUGGAAAAAUAAAAGAUAAAGAAAUAUCAGAAAUGAAUGAUAUGUUUCUGAGUGAAAAUGGCACGAUGGCUAAAACAGUAUUCGUGGUGGGCGGACCGGGCCAGGGCAAGUCCUCGCUGUGUAAAAAGAUUGUCCAUGGCUGGUGCGAACUGAAAAAGGACGGAAAUGAGAAGACAGAGAAAGACAACAUGUUAAGCCAGUUCGGGUUCUUAUUCUACGUAAGGCUCCGAGAGGCUGCUGAUCAAUGCAAAAUCAAAGAUAUGAUAAUACAAUGUUUGAUUGAACAGAUUCAUUCAGAUGAUAAAGAGUCAAAAGAGUUGUUAUCAGAUAUUUUGAAAUCAGAAUGUUGCCUUCUUCUGCUUGAUGGCUUAGACGAGUGGACACAUUGUCUCAAAUGUAAGCGUGAUGAACGAAUUCCUCAUGUUGAAACAGGUUGGAGGAACUGUACAACAUUAAUAACAACACGACCAUACAAACUAGCGGAGUUGAAAAUGACCCGCUUACAACUCGGCAAUCAUGUGCUGUUGGAGGGCGUUCGAUCACCUAAGGAACUUGUUCGGAGAAUACUUGAGGAGUUGGAGGAAUAUCAAGAAAUAAAACGUCCAAAUACCUGCGUUCAAGACCUCAAAACAAAAGGACUGUGGCAUUUCAGCGAUGUUCCAAUCGUGCUUGUUCAAAUUGUUUGGCUCUGGUACAGAGACCAGCUAAAGGCAAACAUGUCUCUGCCUGAAGUUUACGAGAAAAUAGUAAAAGAAAGGUGGUGUGAAAUGAACGACAAGAAAAAGAUAGAGGACAGCGAACUUCCAGAGGAAUUUCUUUAUUCUUUGGGCAAAUUAGCUUUCAAUAAACUGUUUUCAGCAAAUGAGGACGAGUCCAUUGUUUUUGGCAUUGCACAGGGUCAGUUAGAUGAUAAAUACCAACGAGAAUCUCUUGAGUCUGGCAUCAUGUCCUGUAGUAGUAAAAGAGGUGAAAGAAUGGCGUCUUAUCAAUUUUUGCACAAAACGCUUCAAGAAUACUUUUCAGCAUUGUAUUUGGCGAAAAGCAGCAGAUCAGAUUUGCUCAAACAUUGUCAACACGUUCAAGUCGUGUAUAGACAUAACAGGAGGGAAGGUGUGCUUAACAUGCGUCAAAUGUUCCUGUUUCUAUGCGGCAUGAAUAUUACUGCUGCUGAAGUGUUUUCGAAGUCAUUAAAUGAACUUUUUACUGCAUACUCUGAAAGAGACGGAUAUUCAACCAAGAAAGCAAGAGAUUUCCAGGAUAUGAUACUGCAAGGCUACGAGGAGGCAGAGAGAAGCAGACACACCACAGCGGAGUUCUGCCUGCAGCAUGUUGUCCUUGAUUGUGAUGAGUAUGAUUUUUAUGAUGAUGAUGAUGAUGAUGAUGAUGAUGAUGAUGAUGAUGAUGAUGAUGAUGAUGAUGACAAUGAUGAUGAUGAUGAUGAUGAUGAUGAUGAUCGAUUACGAAAACAGAAGUCAAUAUUGAAACAAUGCUUGGAUAAAAGAAAAUCAACUAUUGUAUCAUUAUACAUAACGAAAAAAAGCCGCCUCUCUUCUUUGUCUUCUUCUCUUCAGGACAGCAAUGAUCCAAGUGUUCUAGAUUUAGAGAUUUGCAAGAAUCUAAAAUUUGUUGUUUUAGUGAAUGUGCCAUAUAAAGAUAUCAACCAAAUGAAUUUGAAUGGAUUAUUAGAAUGCCAGAUAGAAUUCGAUCAUCUUCAACCAGCUAAUAAACUAGUAUCGUCAUUUCUAUCCUCAGAUUUAACAUGUUUGAAAACACUCAAAUUGUACAACAUAGGCUGGGAAAGUAAAGCUGACGAAAUAAUAUCCAAACUUCAAAAUAUUGAACAACUAAGCGUAACAUGGAAGGAACGUUCCCCAAAUGAUUCAAAAUUCGACCUUGAGCGCCUUCGACAUCUCGAACACCUCAACGAACUCUCAUUAAAGCGACUUGCUUUGUCCGACGUUGUUAAUCUACAGAUGCUCGAUCUUCACAAGUUAACGGUCGGCUUUGAAACACAAGUACGAGCACCACAGUUGAUGGCGGCGUUACUAGCACAAAGUGACGAUUCACAAAGUCCAAAUCUGGAUGGGCGCCUUUUUUUCCUUAGGAAUGUUACAUUGGAAAAACUGAUCAUGUCAGCAGGAGAGUUCAGACGUCUCGUUAGUAUUGUGAUACAGUCGGGACAUUCUGUGAACUGCAUGUUAUCGACCUGUACAAUAGAGCCUGAGGAGGAAGUGAAACAGCUGCAGGUGGAGAUGGAGACCCACCCCGCUCUUCAGAUGGUUGCUCUACAGGCCGCCUCAGCUGACUAUACAACACAAAUUACAUUACGUGAUACGACCAUGUCAGCAGGAGUGUUCAGACAUCUCGUUAGUAUUGUGAUACAGUCGGGACAUUCUGUGAACUGCAAGUUAUGGGGCUGUACAAUAGAGCCUGAGGAGGAAGUAAGACAGCUGCAGGUGGAGUUGGAGAACCAGCCCGCUCUUCAAAUGGUUGCUCUGCAGCCCGUCUCAGCUGACCAUACAACACACCUUACAUUACUGGAUACGACCGUGUCAACAGGAGUGUUCAGAUGUCUCGUUAGUAUUGUGAUACAGGCGGGACAUUCUGUGAACUGUAUGAUAUUUGAAUGUACAAUAAAGCCUGAAGAGGACGUGAGACAGCUGCAGUUGGAGAUGGAGAACCAGCCCGCUCUUCAAAUGGUUGCUCUACAGCCCGUCUCAGCUGACUAUACAACACAAAUUACAUUACAUGAUACGACCAUGUCAGCAGGGGUGUUCAAACGUCUCGUUAGUAUUGUGGUACAGUCGGGACAUUUUGUGAACUGUAUGUUAUCGGGCUUUACAAUAGAGCCUGAGAAGGAAGUUAGCCAGCUGCAGGUGGAGAUGGAGAACCAGCCCGCUCUUCAAAUGGUUGCUCUACAGGCCGUCUCAGCUGACUAUGCAACAAACAUUACAUUACAGGAUAUGACCAUGUCAGCAGGGGUGUUCAAACGUCUCGUUAGUAUUGUGAUACAGUCGGGACAUUCUGUGAACUGUCAGUUAUUGAGCUGUACAAUAAAGCCUGAAGAGGAAAAUAGACAGCUGAAGGUGGAGAUGGAGAACCAGCCCGCUCUUCAAAUGGUUGCUCUGCAGCACGUCUCAGCUGACCAUACAACACACCUUACAUUACAGGAUACGACCAUGUCAACAGGAGUGUUCAGAUGUCUCGUUAGUAUUGUGAUACAGUCGGGACAUUCUGUGAACUGUAUGUUAUUUGAAUGUACAAUAAAGCCUGAAGAGGACGUGAAACAGCUGCAGGUGGAGAUGGAGAACCACCCCGCCGUGAAACUUUUGACCCCUUUUCGGCUUGAUGUUCGCAAUAAAUGGUUUAUUGCGUUCCACGUCAACGUAAAAGAGUCCACGGAACCGGAAGUGACCCUACAGGCUUCCGGAAGGGACUCCUCUAGCUCUGUCGCGUCACCGGAGCCGGAAGUGUUCUUACAGGCUCCCGAAAGUAACUCCCAUAUCUCCCUCGGAACAUUUCACUGA